Messenger RNA from Rhagoletis pomonella (apple maggot), 1373 nucleotides. RefSeq lists its product as uncharacterized. Gene Ontology annotation, molecular function: aspartic-type endopeptidase activity. The transcript has 2 exons. The record is from RefSeq and is a predicted model, not a curated record. Bases 295 to 1323 code for a protein of 342 amino acids. Gene Ontology annotation, biological process: proteolysis. NCBI's taxonomy places the organism in Eukaryota, Metazoa, Arthropoda, Insecta, Diptera, Tephritidae.
AUUCUUCCUUCCCCGUCGACACGUCAGUCAGCUGGAAGACGCUAUUCGCCAGCGGAGACAGCAGAGCCGAGAGAAGGCCAAGGAUUACAUCCUAGCCCUCCAAACGCUGAUCCGACAGCACCCAACGAUGUGCAGCGACGACCACUUGGAGCGCAUCUACGAAGGCUUGCGAAUUGCCCGUGUCACGAGGAGAGGACAGCCAUCUUCAAGUCACCCACCGAUCAACCAACCACGUCUCUACCAGGCUGGCAAGGCCCCGAUGGCCGCUUCUAUGCGAACGUCCUGGUCGAAGGCAUGAACAUCCGAGCCCUUAUCGACACUGGAGCUACCUUAACAUACAUCAACGGAUAUCUACGCAAGCAAUUGGAACAGCGCAAUAUUCAGCCACAUCCUAACAAACGAAACGUGCAGCUAGCCGACCAAACGUGCGUCGCAAGCACCCAUUCCUAUCCUGUCCAAAUUAAAUACAACGGCCAAGCAACAAACACACUGGUGGCCGUCAUCCCCAAUCUGGCUGAAAAAAUGAUAUUGGGAAUGGAUUUCCUGGCAAAGCGUGGCAUCGUCGUGUCACUAGACAACCAGCAACUAGCUCCCGCCCCACCGCCGAGACUCGAUACUACACACGCGCUAUGCAGCCUAAUUGAAAGGGCACACUUGAACGAGGAACAAAAUAAAACACUAGCCGAUUUUUUUGGAAACUCACAGAGAGCGAUUCUCCAAAAUCACCGGGCCCAGCACCGCCGCCGAACACGAGAUCACACUCCGGCAUCAUCGCCCACUAAACAACGCUAUUACCCACGCAACCCUGCCAUGCAGCAGGUGAUAAACGCCGAAGUGGACGAGCUCCUCGCGGGGGAAAGGAUCGAACCAUCCAAAAGCGCAUACAGCUCCCCCAUCUUCUUAGUUCGGAAAAAGCAAGGAAGUUGGCGCAUGUGUAUCGAUUACCGCCAGCGAACCAGACGCAUACCCGUUACCUCAGAUUGGAGCAAUCUUGGAUCAGUUGAAGGAGGCAAAAUAUAUCUCUACGAUCGACCUCAAAAAUGGGUCGCCGCGGCAACCACAAACCCAGCCCGGGAGAUCACUCCCAAACCAAGGGUAACCGAAACAUCAUCCGAAGCGGACCCGGCCACAACAAACGACGGAACGACCAACAGUGACACGUUCGACCCUUUCAAAAAGCAGCGGCUAAAACGACCGAGAAACAAUAAAGAGCGAUGGCGAUUUCAGUGGAAAGGGCACCGCAAGCUCGCUACACAGAUAGAUGCGAACCACGCCAUCGCCCGGUCAAAGGGGAGGACCAAGGUCAUGGAAUAUAUACAUUAAAACUACCGUCAACCAACACAAACCAAUUUUUCUGUUUUUUUUGCUAAUGU